UUCUCAUUCCCUCUAUAAAAAUCACCAAUCUCCAUAAAUUCAUCACCACCUCAAAAAACACACAAACACAACACAACAACACUCUUUUUCUCCGAAACCUCAAAACUCUCACACAUUUUGUAACAACCUCUUCCAUUUCCAAUGAGUAUGUUAGGCCUAAGAGACCUAGUUCUCAUAGCUCCAUCACCUUCAUCUCUUCACCAUCAUCAACAACAGCAACAACAUCAACAACACAAUCAUCAAAACCAACCCAUUUCAUCAGAUCACAAUUCAUCAGCUUCCUUAAGUGUCGGUUUUGGAAUUUUCCCACUUCUUACCGCCACACCAUGCAUGCCACAACCACAACAACAACCAAACCAGUCUCAAAACAAUGAAGCUCAAGAAAAUAACAAUUUUUGGAACCUUAGGAUGUGUCCAGAACCAAAAAAAGUGAUAACUGAUGAUAAUGAUGAUGAGAAUCAUAAUAAUCAUAAUGAUAGUAAUAACAAGAUGGUGAUGAUGGAGAGUGAAGAGAAUGGUGUGUAUGGUUCUGAGUAUAGAGUGUGUCAUGAUUGUGGCAAUAGAGCGAAGAAAGAUUGUGUUUUUAGGAGAUGUAGGACUUGUUGUAAGGGACGUGGUUAUGAUUGUAGUACUCAUUUGAAGAGUACUUGGAUUCCUUCGACUCGUCGGAGGGAGCGAGAAGGAGAGAUUGUUGUUGGUGGCGGCGGUGGUGGUGGUUAUGGUAGUGGUGGUGAGGGUUGUUCUGGUGUUAAGAGACCAAAGAUUUUGUUAGGGUCUUCACAAAAUGGUGCUGCUACUUCUCAUAGUUCGAAUUCUAAUGGUGCUACUCCAAAGAGUUUUGCUAAUAGCUCUCGUCAUCAAGAUGCUAGUUUCAAAGAGGCAUUACCAGGUCAAGUUCAUGCACCUGCUGUAUUCAAAUGCCAUAGAGUAACUGCCAUUGGAAAUGGAGAAGAUGAGUUUGCUUAUUUGGCAACGGUUCAUAUUAGUGGCCAUGUGUUUAAAGGGUUUCUCUAUGAUCAUGGAGUUGAUGGGAAAAAUCCAAUGCCUUGUGUUUCUGAACUUCAAUUGGGGAACAAUUGUAGUGGAAAAAAUGGUGAAUGUUCUUCUGGAAUUGGUGUUCAAAGUAAUAAUGCUUACCCUGCUUCUGCUAGCUAGAUGGAGAUUUAUUAUAAGGUGAUGGAUGAGUUUGGUAAAGCAGCAAAGAAUGGAAGUUUUUAUUAUGCCCUUUUGUUGAGAAAACUAACCAACCUAUAUGCUAAGUGGUCUUUGAUUGUGUAAAUUUAUUCUCUUAAAAUGUUAAAAUGCAUAAUGGACCCUUUGUUAAAUUUCUUGCACUAGGUUAGAAACAUUGAUGUAGCAAAUACUUUAUAUUUAAUGCUUAACUGAAGUUCUUAAUUACUUUA
Molecule: messenger RNA, 1403 nt
Organism: Vicia villosa (hairy vetch)
Lineage: Eukaryota; Viridiplantae; Streptophyta; Magnoliopsida; Fabales; Fabaceae
Product: protein LATERAL ROOT PRIMORDIUM 1-like
Exons: 3
Coding region: 142-1155 (337 amino acids)
Biological process (GO): positive regulation of DNA-templated transcription
Cellular component (GO): nucleus
Molecular function (GO): DNA-binding transcription factor activity; DNA binding
Source: RefSeq, a predicted model, not a curated record